AUGAUCAGCUUUGAACGUCGUAGCGACUGCCACAUCAUUCCGUUUAUAGACAACAAAAUGCUCACGUUUUUUAUGAUUUUAAGCGCUCUAGCGACAUGCUUAGGCCUCCCAAGACGAUGUGCACCGGAGGAAGAAGAACUAGGAAGAUGCAGAACAUCUGCAGAAGACAAACCGCAGUGUACAGAGAUGGUGCUUGGCUACUGUCAGGAUGUGCCGUACAGCUACACCUCAUUCCCUAACAUUGUGGGCCACCGGUCACGGCAGGACUUAGAGAUGGGUGCAGAGUACCUGCUCCUGAGUGUGAUCCAAGGCCUGCUGAAUGGCGAGUGUUCUCCGGAUAUCCGUCUCUUGGGUUGUUCGGUGCUUGCCCCCCGUUGUGAAGAUGGCAGGGUUAUAAAGCCGUGCCGCAGCUCGUGUGAGAUGGUGAAAAAGAGCUGCGUUCAUGCCUUUGAAGCAAUUCAAAUGGCAUGGCCGUACUUUCUGGACUGUGACCGAUUCUUUGUCGGUGAUGAGGAGGGUUGUUAUGACCCAUUGUCAGAUCUAAAAGCAAAGCAAGAAGUGGCUUUUUCCAACAUAUCUGAUGGUGGACUUUCCACUAUCCUCCAGUUCACUUACCACUCUAAUGCUCAGAUGUUCAGCAUCUUGAAGAAGACGGCAGCUAAAUGCUCCCAUAUUUCACGGGCAUACAGCAUCGGACGCAGUGUGGAAGGCAAAGACUUGCUGGUUUUUGAAUUCGCUACUAACCCUGGACAACAUGACCUAUUGAAGCCAGAGAUAAAGUUAAUUGGAAACAUGCAUGGGAAUGAGGUGCUGGGAAGACAGUUGCUGAUAUACCUGGCUCAGUACAUGUGCUCUGAGUACCUGCUGGGCAAUGAGAGGAUUCAGGCCAUCAUCAACACCACACGUGUCCAUAUCCUGCCCUCCAUGAACCCCGACGGCUAUGACAUCGCCGCCUCUGAGGUAGCCGAUAGGAACGACCCUGAAAACAUCUACCAGGAAGGUCAUGAGUACAAUGGAUGGACCAGCGGUCGGACCAAUGCACAGAAUAUUGAUCUGAACCGCAACUUUCCUGAUCUCACCUCCAUCUUCUACAAUCGCCGUCGCUUCAGACAUUUCCGUAGUGACCAUAUUCCCAUUCCUGACUCCUAUUGGAUAAAUAAGGUGGUUGCACCAGAGACCUAUGCUAUAAUGAAGUGGAUAAGAUCCAUUCCGUUUGUCAUAUCUGCCAGCUUGCACGGAGGUGAACUGGUCAUCUCAUACCCGUUCGACUUCUCUAGACACCCCCACGAAGACAAAAUGCACUCACCCACACCGGAGGAACAAAUUUUUAAACACUUGGCUAGAAUAUAUGCAGAUGCUCAUGCUACAAUGUCCAACAAUGACACAGAGAGAUGUGGAGCCUCAUUUGCCAAUAAUGGAGGGAUAACUAAUGGAGCGCAGUGGUACAGCUUUGCUGGAGGGAUGUCAGACUUUAAUUACCUGCACAGUAACUGUUAUGAGAUCACAGUGGAGUUGGGCUGUGAUAAAUUCCCGUCUGAGGAGGAACUUUACCCAGAGUGGCUCAGAAAUAAAGAGGCACUGCUCAGCUUCAUGGAAUCUGUCCACAGAGGUAUAAAAGGCAUUGUGAAAGAUGGACACGGCAAUGGCAUUAAAGGAGCCACGGUAUCUAUUAAAGGCAUAAGGCAUGACAUCACAACAGCUGAGGAUGGAGAUUACUGGAGACUCUUGAACCCAGGUAUCCACAUUGUGACUGCGGCAGCUUCCGGCUACACCAAAGUAACCAAGCGCAUUAACCUACCGAGGAGCAUGAAGGUGGGCCGGGUGGACUUUGUGUUGAAGAAGGUCCCACAAGACCCCUCUCUCGACUACUUCAACAUCCCUGAACUGGACAACUAUGCGCGUUUUGAUCCGUUUAAUCAGUUUGAGCAGUACACCCAGAGAGAACUAGGAGAGAAUGGUGAGGAAAGGACUGAGAAGCCGUGGUGGUGGGCUUAUUUCAGCCAGUUAGGCAUAUCUGCACCUACCUGGCUCCUUCGAAACUACUAGGGCCCAUAAGGGCACCACUGGAAAGCAAUCCAAUCCCUAAUUUUCUGUUUCCAAGCCUUACUUGAGGAUACUGUGUUUUAUUCAGUUUGUUUCUUUUAGGGCACAUUUUUAUAUCACUUGUUAAAGCACAUGGAUUGCAUGACUGAAGGCUGUCAAUAAAGUAUAGCAGUAUGUUUCAUUUUUAUAAAAACACUUUUUUGUUGUUUUUUA
Triplophysa dalaica is the source of this 2256-nucleotide messenger RNA. It is a transcript of the gene cpz, whose product is annotated as carboxypeptidase Z. Gene Ontology annotation, molecular function: zinc ion binding; protein binding; metallocarboxypeptidase activity. Gene Ontology annotation, biological process: proteolysis. NCBI's taxonomy places the organism in Eukaryota, Metazoa, Chordata, Actinopteri, Cypriniformes, Nemacheilidae. The record is from RefSeq and is a predicted model, not a curated record.